AUGGCUCUAGAAUGGGAGAAAAAGGCAGAAGCAAAGCGUCAAGCAAUUCUUGACUCCAUUCCGCAGAAAUGGCGCCUUGAUAGGAUCCCUUCUGCAGAGGAACAGAAAGACGUUACAGACGAGUAUAUUCGACAGUUUCUCAACAGUAAAGAAAUUGAGAUUACUGAAACCGAUGUUGGAGGUAUUGCGAAACAAAUUGCAGCAGGAAACUGGACUUCUGUUGAAGUGACUGAGGCGUUUUGCCAUCGAGCAUCUCUUGCCCACCAACUGGUAAACUGCGUGCACGAAUUCUUUUUCGACGCCGCUAUCGAAUCGGCCAGAGCCCUCGACGCUUACUUUGCUAAGCACAAGAAGACAAUUGGGUUGCUCCAUGGUGUACCCAUUUCUCUUAAAGAUCAACUUCAUGUCAAAGGAGUCGAGACGACCAUGGGGUAUGUUGGCUGGAUUGGUACAUUCCAAGGAAUUAAAGAUGAUCCAAGAAGGGGAACAUUUGAAAGUGAAAUAGUCAGAGAACUUCGCAAUCUCGGCGCUGUUUUCUACUGCAAGACGAGCUGCCCCCAAACAUUGAUGUCCGGCGAGACUUUCAAUAACAUUAUUGAGUAUACAUGGAAUCCGAAGAAUCGCUUUCUAUGCUCAGGCGGCAGUUCUGGCGGCGAAGGCGCCCUAAUCCGCUUAAAAGGCUCUCCGGGUGGGCUUGGAACAGACAUCGCCGGCUCAAUCAGAAUGCCCGCCGCAUUUAGCGGAACAUAUGGUAUUAAGCCAACGUGGGACCGGUUGCCUAGAAGAGGAGUAGCAACCUCUGUAUAUGGUCAGAAUACCGUUUCGUCUUCCAUCGGACCAAUGGCUACAACUGCGGCGGGAACUAAACUGCUCUUCCAAGCAAUAUUGUCCCAGCAACCAUGGUUAUACGAUCCUCGGGUUGUUGACAUGCCAUGGCGCGAUACAUUGGAAGCAGAAACCAAGGAACUCACAAAAGUGACCUCGAAAGGGCCACUUGUGUUUGGGGUCCUGAAAACUGAUGGAAUUGUCAACCCUCAGCCCCCUGUCGCUCGCGCCAUCUCGAUACUCACGGCGGCUCUCACAAAAGCUGGACAUAGAGUCGUUGAAUGGACGCCGCCAGCUAAUUCUCAUAAGGCGCUUAUGGGUGUUUUGGUGAAUUCAUGGCAAUAUGACGGAGGAAAGCAGGUUCAUGACGCUUUCGCUCUAUCGGGAGAAAAGAUCCAUCCACAGAUACUGCGACUGUUUGGAACCUCGCCAAAGGAGCCAUUGGACGGUAUUCAAAUUGCAGCAAACAACAUUGAGAGACGUCGUUUACAAAGCGAAUACAUGGAUUACUGGAACUCUACUAUUGAGAUAACUGGUACGGGUCGACCCGUCGAUGGCUUCAUUAGUCCAGUCGCACCUUUUGCGGCCGCAAGGCCUCAAAAGUAUAGAUAUUACGGCUACAGUGCAUUUGUCAAUGUAUUGAACUAUACGAGUGUCAAUGUACCCGUCACUCUUGCGGAUCAGAACAUUGACAAGUAUGAUCCAGGUUAUACUCCUUUGAACGAGGUUGACGGAGCUACUAUGGAAGACUACGAUGCAGAAUUAUAUGAUGGAGCGCACGUUGGCUUACAGAUUGUAGGGAGGAGUUAUACCGAAGAGAAGAUGCUUGUCAUUGCUGAGUAUGUAAGCGAAUUGUUAUCUCAAGAGCAUACUUAG
Molecule: messenger RNA, 1701 nt
Organism: Trichoderma gamsii
Lineage: Eukaryota; Fungi; Ascomycota; Sordariomycetes; Hypocreales; Hypocreaceae
Product: acetamidase
Exons: 2
Coding region: 1-1701 (566 amino acids)
Source: RefSeq, a predicted model, not a curated record